AUGAAUGACCCGAACGGCUCGCUGGCGCAGCAGUACGAAAAGCUCCAAGCGAGCCUGCCGCCGUCGAUGAGGAUAAUCCAGCCCUGGGCCGCGGAAGGGAAGACCGAGCCCGGGGGGGCCGACGCUGCUUCCUUCCCGGCGCAAUACCAGUGCACGGUAAUCAAGGAAGAAGACAGCGACGGCAUCUCCAUCUCAAGCGAGAGCGUCCGUCUCGGUAGCGGCAAUGUCGUCAAGUCGGUCGUCUGGGACGCGGAAGCCGGCAAAAUGUGGACCGACCCCGAGGAGUACCAGCGCCACAUGACUCACCUCAUCAAUGACCGAAGCCGCCAGACUCAGUCGGCCAAGAAGUACCUUUUCAAGGAGGACAUGUUUGACUUGGUGAUGCCGUCUGGGUUGUCUUUGGGUGAGGCGGGUGAGUUGCUGGAGAGUUGCGAGGGCGAGUUGCAAGUAGUGGAAAAGGUGGUAUUGUCAGUGGAGGACGAGGGGUUGUUCCGCGUGCGUGAAGAGACGAUCGAGCCGUACUUUGCCGGGCAGUUGGGAUGGACUAGCGGCCAAGAGUGUUUAGGCGACUCGUCCGUUACAGGAAAGGGUGAAUGCGGACGGCGGUUCAGCGUGGACCAGGAGACGUUGAUGCAGAUGGACCCGAGUGACCGGGCAGUUGUCACGGACAUGGUGGCGGUGGUGACAGCAGUGCAGCAGCGACGACUUGCGAUCGAGCGCAAUCGGCGUCGACUUCACGUGUUGAUUGAAGACGGCAUUAAGAGCGUGGAACUCUACAGCGCUUAUCUCAACGCACUCCGUGCGUACGAUUCGUUUCUGCUGGCACGCGCUGCGCCACGUUGGGGUGAGGCCUCCUCACCCGCGCUCGCGCUGGCCCUCGCGAACGCCGAACACGACGUCAAACAUGACCGUGACGUCAAACAUGACGUCGAACAUGACGUCGAACAGGACGUCGAACACAGCGUCAGUAGCGACGAAGACACCAACCUCGUCACCAACGACCUUCUGGCUCGCGUAGAUAAUGUCUUUAAUCAUGACCUACCUCCUCUCGCCGGCCGACUCAUGACCACUGUUCCGGCCAACUCAUGUCCGGUCGGUCCUCAAGACGGUGAUCUAAACAGUUCUGCUCAAGAUCGCUGGUCAUCUGGGUCUCUGCACACAUCCAUUCUAACAGGGUCAGACAGUUUGGCGGCAUUGAGGAACUACCGACGUGUUAUCCUUCGGACAUGUGUGAAUAGUUUGAUGGCGAAGCGUCAUGAGAUCUUCGGAUUGUCUACCAUCUUAAAUGAGUCUCGAAUUUGGUCUGAAGACCUGCUCGAACGCGCUGUAAAACUGGAAAAAUUAAUUCAGAGCACGGUUGAUGAACUCAUACAAGGACCUUUCCCACUUUUACCAGUAGCACCACCCGUCAUUACCGACUGGCUGAAUGAAACUGAACAGGCAGCACACACGUGUGCUACCGUCAGUUACAUUCUAACAACCAAGGCCAAACUACAUCCCAAAGCUCUUAACCAUGCCGAAACACCCUCAAGGAAUAAUUGGGUUCUUGGCAUACCCCUCUUUGAAAGUUUCCUUGUUGAAGACUCAAGCAGCGCCACCGAUUCCGACCAAAAUUGA
Messenger RNA from Gregarina niphandrodes, 1617 nucleotides. RefSeq lists its product as hypothetical. Lineage: Eukaryota; Apicomplexa; Conoidasida; Eugregarinorida; Gregarinidae. The record is from RefSeq and is a predicted model, not a curated record. The transcript is spliced from 2 exons. The coding region runs from base 1 to 1617 and encodes 538 amino acids.